AGUGUUUAAAUGUAAAUUUUAUCCGUGAAAAUAUAUCGCGAGUGUCUUUUGUAAAGUCUUGGACAUUGUUGAUAAAGCGUGAUUUAAACACUGUGAGAUAAUUAUAAAAAAUCUACAUAAAGAUGUUAUAUCCAGCGAUUAUCUAUGCUUCUUUCUAUCGUGAUAAAGGAUUCGUGGCAGGGAGCAACAAUUAAAGAAUUGUGAUGAAAAAGCCGCAUUAAGAAGAAGGUGAGAAGAAAUGAAGGCGCAGUAAGUGCUGUGAGGUUCGUUAAAAUCCUGAAAUCGAGAAAGUCGCCGCAUUCACGGAAUUUAUCACCAAGAUCAGCAAUGAUCUGUCUUCGUAUCAAGCCGAGAUCAAACGAGAUUCGAUUGUCACACGAUCGAGAGAAAGGAAGAUCUACUGGACGAACGCGUCAUCGUCGCCUGGGGCGAUCCUGAAAGGAUAUUGCUUCUUAAUCACAAAGAGCAACGAAACAUGAUGAAAUAUCGACGUUGAUCCAGCAAAGUAAGCGUAUCUCGCCGGAGGAAAAUGAAAGAAGUAGUGGGUUCUUCUUUGUUGACGUUCACCAUCCUACCUGGUGACCGUCUCCCACCUGACGGAUCGCGAGAACUCUUCCCGCGCCCGGAGAAGUAAAACUCUCGAACGUUUUCCGAUCUCCAACAGUCCCGAAUCCGUCCUCGUCGACGUGUGAACUCGUUAAAGCUCCACAGCUGGCAGCUGGCGCGAGAUCGGCUCAGCCUCUUUCUGAUCUCGCCUCUCUCUGGAUGCAGGAAGAAAGGAAGCGUUGGCAUUCAAUGCUGAUAUCCUACAAGGCGUGAGCAGCGUUUCUUCCGCGACAUUAGACAAGAGAUACCGAUAACAUCGGACAGGCUAAGACCGACGAUAAAACAAUAAGGGGGCGUAAUCCUCACGCUUGAACUCACAGGCGGGAUCAUUAAGAGGAAAGCGAAUCAUUUUUCUCACGAGGAUCGUCGACUGAGGCAGAUUGCUGAAAGCAAUUCAAAAUCGUCAGGGGAUUCUGAUGUACCCGUGGUAAAAUUCUCGUAGAAGAGUACAACAGGUGCUUCGCCGUAGUGUGAACAUUGUUUGAGAGCCAAGACGAGUAUUAUCCUUCACGAUGAGGCGAAGAUACUUGUGCUUUCUGUGGACUGCGUUAAUUCUGCGACUGGACACCUUCGUGACCGCCGAGGCUGAUCCUGCAAUAUUGAGUGGUCCUGACUUGCCCCAUCUUCAACAGGGUCGUUUCGUGCACGAUCCGCGGCCUCGUCUCUCGGCUUCCCAGCAAGCCCAGAUACUGAGCGACGUGCAGCAACAUCAACAACGGUAUCGGCGGCCCAUUCAGGACUCCAAAAAUGCACGGGUAUCCUUCCCUUCGUACGACCAAGCACAAACUAACACACCGUACGCCUCUCUGGCCAAGUAUAAGGUCGAUCGAACAAAGCAGCAGCAAUUGUUACACCUGCAGCAGCAGCAGCAGCAAGUCCAGCAGCUUCUACAGCAGCAACAGCAAAAAAUCGCCCAGCUCGGUGCUUCGAAUUUCGUGAACAGUCCACAAGCGCCGCAGUUCCAGCAGUAUCAGCAGCAGCAGAAGCAGCAACAGCAGCAACAGCAGCAGCAGCAGCAGCAGCAGCAGCAGCAGCAGUUCGGUAACCCGUACAACCAGAAUGGUUUCCAGAAUCUUCAUCAUCAGGAUCUGUCGCAGCCGCUGUUCACGGAUCAGCAAACGUUGCAGUUUCAGGAGUAUCUCGAGAAACAGCGCGAGCUGGAGCUGCUCACCACCACCACCACCACCACCACCACCACCACCACUAGCACGCCGCCGCCACCUCCGUCAUCCAGACGCAUAAUCAAGACUCAUCAGGAGACGGACAUCCCGGACAAUCUGCUCAGUCUAAUUCAGGACCAAGAGAGUCGAUUUGUGCAGCAGGGCAAACCGAAGCCCCAGAUCAAAGUGAUCUAUCAGACCGACAGGCCCAGCACAACGAAGCAGAACUCCGGCGCAAGAAGCAAGAACUCUCAGUCCGCUGCCGAGAGAGAACUGUUGCUGAAGCAACUCAGGCUUGCUCUGGCACAGUCUGCCGAUGACGACGACGCCGUCAGGAAUGUCACCACCCGGGAUCUCGUAUUGCCGAACGGCAAGAAGAUUCAAGUUAUUCAUGCGCCGAACGGUUUGUCCUCCAUCGUGCCAUCAGCCGGAAACACCGUUGAGACUUCGAUUCUGCCGUCUCCGACUACGACUACUAUCAAGCCGCCGAAAGCCAUCUUUGAGGAAUUGACGAAGGGCGGCGUGCUACCGCCGGGCGCCGAUUUCGAGAUCAUCCGGCAGAAGAGCGACGGUAAGCUCGAGGAAGUCGGCAAGACGCCGAUCAUUCAGAAUCUGCCGGCGAAGAAGGUUACGUUUGUCGUUCUCGAGGAGCAAGCAGACGGCAGUUACAAAGUGCAGGGUGUCAAGGGCAACGCCAAUGAUAAGGAGAGCGGCACCGAUGUCGAGUCCAUCGUCGAGAGAAUCAAGAAAGGCGAGCUGAAGCUGCCGCCCAGCUCGCUCGGACCGUCCACUCCGUCCACCACUCUGGAGCAUUUCGAGUCCAGCAUCAAUCCGAAUCUAGUGGUGUCCACUGGAACAUCCAGGACACCUCUUCACACCAUCAGCACGACAGCGUCGACCUUCAGACCAACCACCAUCAGAUCCACGUCGACCAGGCACAGUGAAAGCAGCUUUCCCUAUGUCACGGUGUCGCCAAACUCAGUGUCCACGACUGACAAGUACGUGACCUCGGCGACCAGCGUCACGGGUCACGUAUAUAACACUGUGAACACCAAUCCGACGAAGACGAGCUUGUCCGACCACAUACCGCGAGUGACGACCAAGUAUCCGUCGUCCAGCAGAAGCCCGUUUAUCCCGACGAUGGCGCCCGUGAAAGAGAUCGUGACGACGGCGAUCACACCGACGACUUUCUCGCAUCACACGACUUCUUACAGCCACUUCUCCAGACACCCGGACACCUCGUCGACGUUGAGAGUAUCGCCGCAGGGCAGCUCGCAGAGCGAGAACAUCGUUUAUCAAGAUGAGUUCGAGAGGACUACCGCAUUGCCUUCGACAGAGGAUGCCAUCGGGACUCAAAGUCCGCAGGAAAGUCUAGCCGCGUUGUUGAGAGGAGAGGGUCUCUUUGCUAUGGCGAAAUACCUGAGGCAGUCGGGAUUGGAUAACGUGUUGAACGAAACUGGUCCAUACACUAUAUUCGUCCCUACAGACAAGGCUUUCAGGACGUUAUUGGUGCAAUUGGGAGGACCAGAGAAAGCUGAGCAAAAAUUCCAUGAUAAUCCGAGACUUCUAAGUGGGCUUCUUCUUCAUCACGUCAUUCCGGGAGCCUUCAAGAUUGAGUCCCUGCAAGACGAGAUGACCGGCGUCAGUCUUGCUGGAACGCAGUUGCGAGUGAACGAGUAUGCGAUGCAGGAUCACGAAUGGAACGAUGUAAAAAUAACAACAAUAAACGGAGCGCGUGUCGCGCCUAAUAAACGGGACAUUGAGAUUCCUCAAGGUAUCGCUCAUGCCGUCGACAGGGUCAUGUUCCCUCUUCCGGUCGGAGAUUUGGUGCAAACUCUGCAAGCCGAUCGCGAGAGGAGGUUCACCAAAUUCCUUAGAAUGCUCCACGUGUCGGGCUUAGAGGACACGCUCGCAGGACCGAAGACAUUCACCAUCUUCGCACCGACCGAUUCCGCUUUCACCGAUUUAACGAAGAACGGCGCCCCAAUUUGGACCGAAGAGGACGGCCCAGAAGCGGCAAAAACGAUAAUUUCGCGACAUGUGGUUCCCACCACUCUUUACACAGCGGGAAUGAGGUAUUACAUUCAGAAGGAUACCCUCCGUCCGCAAUCACCGGUUCACAUCCACAAAAAUGGCGGACGAGUACGAGUAAAUGAGGCACACGUUGUAACGCAUAACGUGCCAGCGACGAACGGAGUGUUACAUGCUAUCGACGGUGUUUUGUAAAAUGACAAAAUGUAAUAAAUAUAAGUUAAUCGAACCACAGCAUAGGCUGCAAUCACGCAGGUGAGAUCUUAAUAUCUUCGUAAUGUUAAGUGUAUGUACAAUUUCUCGAAAAGUUGAAGAACUCGAUAUAGCAAAUAGGCAUAAAUUCCCUGCGUGAGUGCGAUGGAAUGUACGAUUAAAUUUGAUUAUAUCAAAAUGAUUAAUGUAAUCGUGCUCGCCGCAUCAUGAUUGGAUUCAGUCAUUGAUAAAUUGACACAUUAUGCCAUAGGUGUCGUAAAAUCGGAGGAAAAAAAUAACGAGACCAUUUUUAAUGUAUAUGUAUACAUAUUAAUUUAUAUAAGGUAGGCAUACAUUAGAGAUUCGUGCACUUGUGCCAUACGCACAAGAGUACGAAGAAUUAAUCGCUAUUGUAUAGAAUGGUAACGCAAUACCAUGUUUAGUAUUAUUUUGUAGUUCAUAUUUUAUAAAUAAAUGUACAGAAUUUUCAUUUUC
This is a messenger RNA of Linepithema humile (Argentine ant), 4484 nucleotides long. The record is from RefSeq and is a predicted model, not a curated record. NCBI's taxonomy places the organism in Eukaryota, Metazoa, Arthropoda, Insecta, Hymenoptera, Formicidae.